GAGGUGGAGAUUGGAUUGAGAUUGAAAGAUCUCUCUCGGCGAUAUAGAGGAUGCCAAGCGUCAGGCAAACGAUGUGAUGGACGAGCUGCAUGAUCUACGUCGGUUUCGUGCCAACGCACUGAAAGCCGAGGAGGAUGCACAGAAUGAUCCCGAUAAGAGUGGAACAGUAUCCGACGACUACCAAGCCCUGCAAUCCAAGUUUGACGAAGCACAGACCAUCAUUCAGCAACAGAAGCGUCAGAUUGUGGAUAUCGCCGCUGACGCGAAUAGGCGGCAUAAUGAGCAGCAGAAUCAGCUGCAGGGCGUGGAAGCGCUAAUCGAAGGCAUCCGUAAAGAAUACGAGGAAUUCAUCGAAAUCACUAAACUCGAAAAUGACGCCUACCGCACCGUUCAACAAGACGAAUACAACAAACUCCGGGACGAAUUCGAAACGCACAAACGAGAACAAUUCGAAGAAAAAAAGCAGCUGAUGCAGGAGUACCAGGGUCUGCUGUACGCGAUGCAGUCGCAGUUCGACGAGUACAGGACGACCAGCGAGUUCCUGUUCAACGUGGAGGCGGCGAAGUUGGAGGACGAGCUGUCGAGUCAGGCGGCUCGGUAUGAGCAGGAGAUUAUGUAUGUCGUGCAGGCCAAGGACAAGUUUUAUGCGGACAUGAUGAUUGCGAAGGAUGCAAAGAUUAUGAGCUUGAUUGAGGGGAGCGAUUUGCAGAAUUUGAUGCAGAAGCAUGAGAUGGAUAUGGAAGCCCUCCGCAAAACCCACGCCCGCGAAAUCGACCACCUCAAAACCUCGCAAGAAAGCGAACAAAAAUCACUCGUAUCCCUCCUACAGCGUCAAAACCUUUCCCUCGAGUCCAAAUGCGACAAACUGCAAUCACAUCUCAAAACGCUUGAGACGCGGAUCAAAGAGCUCGUCGCCACCGUCGAGGCGCGGAACAAGACCAUCUCCGAUAAGGAGGACGCCAAGGGGCGGCUGGAGACGGAUUAUGCGAGGAAGGUGGAUGAGUAUAAUGCCAAGAUGGGCGUGCUGAUUCAGGAGAAGGAGCAUUUGAGGCAUAAGGUUAUCAGGAUGGCGUUGGAUGCGAAGGGAGAGGGGCAUAACUCGAUUGCGAAUAUGCUGAAGAGGAUAUCGAGGGAAACGAGCGAACUCCGGUUCGACUAUGAGGGCAUGAGCAUCAAAUACAGCUCUUUAAUGAGCGAAAACCAGCUGCUCGGCAAACGGCUAAAAGAGCGCGAGAAGUUUGCUGAGUUCCUCGAAAAGGAGGUCGCGAGACGCACGGAGGAGUACAAUAGUAUGACCCGAACGUUCGAAGACUUCCUUUCCGCACGGGCACGCCAAAACCGGAAGGACCGGGCAAGGAGGUUGAUGAAACUUCACGGGAUAGCAUCAGAAGAAGGCACAACAGAAACCAUUCCAAAGGAAUAUGUCGAUUCGCGAGGCGUAUUGCGGACGCAAGUUCCCGGGAAGGAGAUCAAAGCGAAAGGCACCAUCACAUCCUCCGUGUCCCAAAACCCGCUUCCGGCUGAAAAGGACGAACGGAGAGCGGAGCUGGAGCGGGGGUUUGCUUAUCUCCGCCGCUUCAAAACAAUAUCCCGCGCCUUCGCAUCGGGCGACUUCCGUCUCGUGCCCGCGGCCGACAGCGAUACCGCCGAGGGGACCGUGGGCAACUGGCAGAAGACGGCCCUCUACUCAAAACUGGAAUCCGCGAAUCUCGCCCUCGCACGGUUCUACAAGGAACCUCCGCGCGAUGACCUCGCGACGCAGAUCCAGCAUCCGAAGCCAUUGAAAUAUGCUGCGGCUGUCGAGGAUGAGUCGAGCAGGCCCCGCCUUCCACAACCGACCGACACAACCCUCGCACCCGGCCUCAAACUCUACGACGAAAAAGCGCACGAUGAGGCGGCCCUUAGCGGGGCGAAGACGACAAAGACCGAGGUCGUGCGAAAGGAAGAUAAACCGAUGCUGAUCGUCGGGAAGAUCCGGUAACUCUCCAUCCCGAAGGGUGGGCGCUCUUCACAUCAUUACCCUCCCGCCCGCUCGCCGGUCCUGUUUCCAUAUCCUCCCUGGCGGGCCGGCUGGCUGAGCUCGUACCCCUAGCGAUCUUGAUUUACUCCCUUCCUGCAAGUGUUACCGUUUCUGGCGGUUUGGACGGUUUCUCAUUGGGCAACGAUAAGUUGGGCUCACUCGAAACUCGCUAGGACGGGGUGUAAGGAAGGCAGAAUA
Molecule: messenger RNA, 2218 nt
Organism: Fimicolochytrium jonesii
Lineage: Eukaryota; Fungi; Chytridiomycota; Chytridiomycetes; Spizellomycetales; Powellomycetaceae
Exons: 12
Coding region: 77-1981 (634 amino acids)
Source: RefSeq, a predicted model, not a curated record